AUGUCUAUAAUUGACAAUCGAGAAGACCUUAUUGGUGAAGCGAUGGAUUCAAAACCUUCUCUCCACAAAAUUCUCUUCCUUGUUUGUAUUUUCAACCUGUAUUUGAAGUUCUCUUCAGGGACUACGGAGAUUGAAGAAGAUUACAACAGUUGGGUAUCAUGGAAUGUUAACAAUCACAGGACAAAGACAAUUAUGAGACAAAAUUCAGGCACCACAGGAAACAUACUGGAUCACAAGUUGAUGAUGGCCGAGAUAAACAAAACGAGAAUAACUGUCAGUCAGGAUGGGACUGGUGAUUUCAACACCAUUAAAGAAGCUCUUGAUAGCAUUCCAAAACACAACACCAGGAGAGUCAUUCUCAAUAUCAAACCAGGUGUUUACAGGGAAAAAAUCAACAUCACUAAAGACAAGCCGUUUGUUACAUUUUUAGGGGAUUCAGGUUCAGGCAAUGAGCUACCAACAAUAAGUUGGAAUGACAAGAAAUCAAGUGGUGGGAAGACACUUAAUACUGCAUCUGUGAUGAUCAACGCAGAUUAUUUUGUGGCCAUCAACAUGAAAUUUGCGAACACAGCUCAUUAUGAAAGUGGAAAAAAAGGGGAACAGGCAGUGGCAGUUCGUGUAUCAGGGAAUAAGGCAGCAUUUUACAAUUGUAGUUUUUAUGGACACCAAGACACUCUUUAUGAUCACAAGGGCUUGCACUACUUCAAAAACUGCUUCAUCCAAGGCUCUGUUGACUUCAUUUGCGGCCAUGGACGGUCCCUUUAUGAGAAGUGCGAACUACAUUCCACAGCAGAGAAGGUGGGCUAUGCGACGGCCCAAAGACGAUCAAAGGCUUCAAUGAUAAGUGGGUUUUCAUUCAAAGACUGUUUGGUUACAGGGAGUGGAUCACUCUACCUUGGAAGAGCAUGGGGUGAUUAUUCAAGGGUUGUAUUCUCCUACACAUUUAUGGACAAGAUUGUGAUUCCACCAGGAUGGGAAGAUGAUAUGGGUGAUGGUCAUUCAAAGAAUCAUUCAAAGAUUUUUUAUGGAGAAUACAAGUGCACAGGUCCUGGAUCUAGGUCCAAUGUAACAGGGAGGGUGCCAUGGUCAAGAGUUCUAACUGAUAAAGAGGCUAAACCUUUCAUUGGGGUUCAUUUUGUUGAGGGUGAAACUUGGCUUUCUAAUUAGCCUUCAAUAACUUUGUGUUCUGCUUCAAACUAUAUAUUUUAUUUAUUUAUAUUUAUUUCUUAGUAAUGAAAGUCAUAU
Molecule: messenger RNA, 1245 nt
Organism: Tripterygium wilfordii
Lineage: Eukaryota; Viridiplantae; Streptophyta; Magnoliopsida; Celastrales; Celastraceae
Product: putative pectinesterase 63
Exons: 6
Coding region: 1-1167 (388 amino acids)
Biological process (GO): cell wall modification
Molecular function (GO): pectinesterase activity
Source: RefSeq, a predicted model, not a curated record